This is a messenger RNA of Peromyscus leucopus (white-footed mouse), 3076 nucleotides long. It is a transcript of the gene Gipr, whose product is annotated as gastric inhibitory polypeptide receptor. NCBI's taxonomy places the organism in Eukaryota, Metazoa, Chordata, Mammalia, Rodentia, Cricetidae. Gene Ontology annotation, biological process: cell surface receptor signaling pathway; adenylate cyclase-modulating G protein-coupled receptor signaling pathway. The record is from RefSeq and is a predicted model, not a curated record. Gene Ontology annotation, cellular component: plasma membrane. Gene Ontology annotation, molecular function: G protein-coupled peptide receptor activity; gastric inhibitory peptide receptor activity; peptide hormone binding.
CCCCAGGCUGCCAGCGCCUGUCACCUCUUCCAGAGCUCAGGCAGGCGAGGCAGGGCAGCCGUGGCAGGAGAAGGAGGCUGGGAGCGGACCGGGCACAGGUGAGCGCUGCCCGAGGCUGACGUGUGGAUUCUGCCCUGGGACCCUCCAACCCAACUGCCUCCCAGUGGCCAGAGUUCUCCAUCACCCUUCAAGGAUGCCCCUGCGGAUCCUGCUUCUGUGUUUGUGGGGUCUGCCACUCCAGAGGGCGGAGACAGAUUCUGAGGGGCAGACCACGGGGGAGCUGUUCCAGCGCUGGGAGCGCUACGGCCGGGAGUGCCAGGAGACCCUGGAGGCUGCAGAUCCACCCUCAGGCAUAGUCUGUAACGGGUCCUUCGAUAUGUACGUCUGCUGGGACUACACGGCCGCCAACACCACUGCUCGGGCAUCCUGCCCCUGGUAUCUGCCCUGGUACCGCCACGUGGCUGCGGGCUACGUCUUCCGCCAGUGUGGCAGUGAUGGCCAGUGGGGGUCUUGGAGAGAUCACACUCAGUGUGAGAAUCCAGAGAAGAACGGGACCUUUCAGGACCAAAGGCUGAUCCUGGAGCGCCUGCAGGUGGUGUAUACAGUCGGCUACUCCCUGUCCCUGGCCGCUCUGCUGCUAGCCCUGCUCAUCUUAAGUCUGUUCAGGCGGCUGCACUGCACUCGCAAUUACAUUCACAUGAACUUGUUCACGUCUUUUAUGCUGCGGGCAGCGGCCAUCCUCACCCGAGACCGGCUGCUUCCUCCACUUGGCCCCUACACUGGGGACCAGACUCCUACCCUGUGGAACCAGGCCCUAGCUGCCUGCCGCACGGCCCAGAUCGUGACCCAGUACUGCGUGGGUGCCAACUACACCUGGCUGCUGGUAGAGGGUGUGUACCUGCACCAUCUGCUGGUGAUCGUGGGAGGCUCGGAAAAGGGCCACUUCCGCUGCUACCUGCUUCUUGGCUGGGGGGCCCCCGCGCUUUUCGUCAUUCCUUGGGUGAUCGUCAGGUACCUGUUCGAGAACACGCAGUGCUGGGAGCGCAACGAAGUCAAAGCCAUUUGGUGGAUCAUUCGCACCCCCAUCCUAAUAACCAUCUUGAUCAAUUUCCUCAUCUUCAUCCGCAUCCUGGGCAUCCUUGUGUCUAAGCUGAGGACGCGGCAGAUGCGCUGCCCGGACUACCGACUAAGGCUGGCUCGUUCCACGCUGACGCUGGUGCUGCUGGGUGUCCACGAGGUGGUGUUUGCUCCCGUGACGGAGGAACAGGCUGAAGGCGCCCUGCGCUUAGCCAAACUGGCCUUUGAAAUCUUCUUAAGUUCCUUCCAGGGCUUCCUGGUGAGCGUGCUCUACUGCUUCAUCAACAAAGAGGUGCAGUCGGAGAUCCGCCGGGGCUGGCGUCACCGUCGCCUGCGUCUCAGCCUCCGCGAGGAGCGCUCUGGUCCGAACAUGGAGCUCAGCCCGCCGGCCCUGCCCUCGCGUCCUGCACCCCGGGAGGCCCCCAUAGGCAGCGCCUGGCCCUCCGGGUCUCUGCACGUGCCUGGAGAUGAAGUCUUGGAAAGUUACUGCUAGGUAACGGGACUCCUGUGUCUGUACACUUGGCAUGUAUUGAGUGCCUACUGUGUACCAGCCCCGGUGUGGGGAAUGCUGGGGAAACGGGAGGAGAAGGAAGGAAGACAAGGUCCCUACAUGUAUAUAUUUGUUGUGGAAUGGCUUAUGAAAAGGAUCGAGAUGUUUAGGACCACUGACAGGGAGGCCGCUUGUGAAGACGCGACGCUUUUAAGCCAUGUUUGAAAGAAGUGGAGACAACCUGAAGAGGUGGAGGACAAGACUCCAGGCAGAUUCCAGUGUAAAGGCCCUGGGAACAGGAAGGAUGAAGAAGGGCUUCCGUGGCUGGAAAAACCCUGGACCUGCAGGCGGGGAAGAAGUGGGCAAGGGGUGCAGAGACGGGGAUUUCCUCCCAGGUGCAGUGAAGAUUUUAUUCUUUUAUUUUAUGCAUACAACCGUUUUGCCUGCAUGGAUGUAUGUGCACCACAUGCAUGCAGCACUUAAGUAUGCCUGAAGGGCAGAAGAUCCCCUGCGACUGGAUGGUUGUCAGCUUCCACGUGGGUGGGGUGACUGAACUCCAUCUCUCCAGCCCUGCGUUUAGCAGGGGCGUCUGUCUCCUUGGCUCUUUCCCACAGUUGUGGGCUCCACAGGGACAGAUUAUUGGGGCAGGAUGUGAGCUGGGAGCCCAGUGAGAAGAAUGCAGGUAGCUGGACCAGAGGGUGGCCACAGAGGGCGAGAAAGAUUUGCUGAUGGAUCCCAGGAGAGGGAUCAGACUGCUGGGACAAAAGGAGGUCGAAUCAAAGGGCUCUUGGCCUGGAUAAGGCUGGUGACACUCGGGUGUGUGUGUGGGGGGGCUGAACAUUAGGAUCUGGACCCACUGCUGGCAGUUAGGACACACCCUUCCGCCUCCCAGGGAGGACUGAGAGGUAUUUGGGGAUGCAGCCUCACUGUGGCUGGUCCCUGCGUGUGCAUACAACAGACCUCAGUUAGUGUGUGUGUGUGUGUGUGGGGGGGGGGGGGUGCUGUAUUUUCCCCAGAAAGAUGUGCCCCACAGCUGACCCUGCACUUCCCACCUCGGCCUUUGGCGGCUGGGAGUGGAGGCCCUAGUAAAUCAAGUGGGAGAAUCCUUGCUUCUUUAUGGGGUGGAGAUGAAGGCCAGGCUGGAAAGGGAGAUGACCAGGGUGUGUGUGUGUGUGGUCGUCUGCCAUAGACAGUAAGGGGCAACUGGAGCCACAUGUUGCCACCAGAAAACACGAACACCACAUUGCCUGUGCUCCCCCCUGAGAGAAUCUCAUGGACACUCUUUGAGACACAUGAACAAAGUAAAGCUGUGUGUGAACCUGCCGCUUCUCUGGAAAGAACACGAACAGCAGAGCUGGACAAGGGGGUGGAACAGCUGGACAGCUGUGGUCCCAGCACCUGAGGUGGUGGGAGGAGGAGGUCGAGUUGAAGGUCACCUUGAUGGAAAGCAAGUUGGAUAUUUGAACUAUGUGAGACCUUGUCUCAAAUAAAAAACAAAAGCAGCAGGAA